Molecule: messenger RNA, 2188 nt
Organism: Ornithodoros turicata
Lineage: Eukaryota; Metazoa; Arthropoda; Arachnida; Ixodida; Argasidae
Exons: 4
Coding region: 1170-1709 (179 amino acids)
Source: RefSeq, a predicted model, not a curated record
AUUCCCUUUUUCCAGGUUGUUAGACAUUGUGCUUGCAUCUGACAGUGCUUUUUGGCACGAAUGCAACAAGAACAUCUUAGCAGUGUUUAAUCAAAAAAGGAUUAUGUAACGUGUCAAAACACAGUAAUGAGCAUACCUUUGCACAGUUGACCCCUAAGCUGUCGCCACAUGUGUCUGUGUCGCGUGACUUGAUGAGCCAGGGAUUUCCCACACCACCCGACGACAUGGGAAGAGCUGCAUCGUCACCUGACCAAUGAGCAGUCCAUGUCACACAGUCGUUUUUGGAAAACACAUUCGUGAACAAACAAAUAAAUAAUCACCUAUAGACAAUUGAACAUAAGAGAGGAGGUACACUGCAGAGAGGAGGUACUGACAAUACUAUAGUUUCGGACAUUGAAUAAGGGCGAUCCACAAAGAAUAUGAACAAAACAAACUUGUGGUUAAAGAAUGUCCAAUCACUGAUGAGUGAGGUCCUUUGUUGCGAUGAGAUAUUCAGUGGAGAAGAAGAGUCUUGGGGAGAAGGUCGAUUGCAGUUGACGAAGAUGGAGGUGGAGCUUGAAGCAGGAAAACAGUUUUGUACAGAUUAAUGGAAGAUUACACCAGCCCAAUACUGGUGACACUGCAUCGAGGCGCCCAGUACGCCACGUUGAAAGAGUGCAACUUCUUCUUGAGUUAGCCCGGUACCAACUAACUUAACGUUUAUUAUUGUGUCAUGCUUCAGGACUAGAACACCUCCCUCCAUAAACCUGUCGUCAGUGUCAAACACUUGCAAGCACACAACAUUCCUGCUUACAUUUCUUAUGCCAUGGCACACCAGUCUAACCCACGGCUUCGCCAUCCAUUAACCGGCAUACGCGCGACUCCCGCUGGGCCUCGUUCCCACGUUGACAGAUGAUGAAGCCGUUGGUUAGAUUGCUGUGCCAUGGCAGAAGCCUUGUGGCAAGCGAGGUAACGGUAGCUGCACUCCUGUCUAAAGGCUGGUUCACAUUACUGCAUCUACGCUUACGCUUUACGGGCUGCGUUUUUACGUUCACGGUCCAACGGUGCCACCCGGCACCCCGCAAGCGACAGGUACGUUCAUAUUACUGUGUUUCGCCAAUGAGGGAGCAGGGUGGCGGUUGGGGCGCCCUCCUUCGAAAAGGAAGAGCACUGCGCGAUCGCGGCAAUCCAUGAUGGCGUCCAGCGCGGUGAAUACACAUGAAGAUCACGAUACGUUCCCUGACAGUGUUCUAAUGUGCGUCUCCAGUUAUCUUGUCCGUGCGAGGAUGGUCAACUGGGCUUUAGUCGCACAGAUGGUAUCUGCCGCCCUCAUGAUACACCAUCAGAGGACAGGUCGUCGAGAAUGGGUACGAAGGCUUCUUUGUAGUCGAGAGACAUUCGGCGAGUUCCAUCAUCUCGUACAAGAAAUGCGGCUAUUUGACGGAGAAACACACUUUAUGUAUUUUCGAAUGACAAAGGAAAGGUUUGACUACCUGCUAUCGUUGGUAGAGCCCCACAUCCAGCGGAUGGACACCGCAUUUAGGAAGGCCAUCCCUGCAGCUGAAAGGCUGGCGCUCACAUUAAGGUACCUGGCUCAUGGCUCCUCGGAACGGAUGUGUGCUACCAGUUACAGAAUUGGAAAGUCAACAGCAUGCGCAAUAAUCCUGGAAACCUGCGAGGCCAUAUGGCAUUCACUUGAACCGAUAUACCUGCAGGCUUUCGAGGGCUAGGCGUGUCAUUGAAAACUCAUUUGGAAUCCUGUCUGCAAGGUGGCGAAUUUACCAUCAACCAAUAUCAGCAAGCCUGCUUACUUUGAAGGCAAUCAUAAUGAGUACUGUAUGUCUUCACAACUAUCUGCGCACAGAAGAUGAGAGAGAGUCGUCCUUGGGUCGGCAAUACUUCCCUGUUGGCUAUGCAGAUACUGAAACGGCUGUUGGUGAAGUGUUACACUGCAGAUGGAGGGCUUCAGUUUCAUCCACGGAUGCUAUCAGGGAUGUGGCAUCACUGAGCAGUAAUAUGUACUCUGGAAAUGCCAGGACUGUGAGGGACACACAUGCAGAUUAUAUCUGUUCGAUUGGGGAGAGACAAGGCCAGUAUGAGAUUGUUCGGCGUGGCUGCCAGCCAGAGAAGUAACUUGUCUCCAUAAUGAGAUUGCCUUGUUCAGCUCCUGUUACAACAGCGUUCAUGCUUGUGCCCAUAGUAAAUCACA